This is a messenger RNA of Schistocerca gregaria, 1674 nucleotides long. RefSeq names its product WAS/WASL-interacting protein family member 3-like. Gene Ontology annotation, molecular function: eukaryotic initiation factor 4E binding. Gene Ontology annotation, biological process: negative regulation of translational initiation. Lineage: Eukaryota; Metazoa; Arthropoda; Insecta; Orthoptera; Acrididae. The record is from RefSeq and is a predicted model, not a curated record. The transcript is spliced from 5 exons. The coding region runs from base 38 to 790 and encodes 250 amino acids.
ACUAACACCAAUAUAGUGUCUGAGGGAGCUUUAUUGUAUGGUUGCCGUAGAAAGCGAUAGUGCAGACGAUUAUGAGCAAACUGUAAACUACGGACCUGAAGUACAGAGAUUCACCCGGAGACUUCAUGUUUGGCAGGACUCUGGUGGGACAACAUGCGGGCGGGCCACGCACGGACAGGACGUGGCGACGCGACUCGCUGACCUCCAUCCCGUUCGUCCUACACAAGGAUUUCUGGAAAUGGGGUGCAGCAGUAAUGCACGCUGGUGCUUGGGCAGUGAGCCGUCAGCGAGGUGGUGGCGCUGUGUCGCCAGGACCGACGUGGCGGGCGCGCCGCUCUGGUGGCGGCUGCCCGGGGACCCGUGGGAGCCGCCACCCCCGCCGCCCCCAGAGCCUUCGCCCCCGCAGCCCGCGGCACCGCCCGCUGCCGCCGUGCUGCGCCCGCGGCCGCGCCCCGUGCUGGGCUGCCACCGGAACGAAGUGACGCCGUCGCCGUUGCCGACGCCCACGAGGAGCCCGCUGUGCUGGCAGUGGGGAUACCGCUGGCCACGCCGCUGGGUACCACAGGCCGAACCGCGCACCCCCAUUCCUCCCGCCGGCACCUACUCAGGUCCAAGGAUUGUGUAUGAUAGCGCAUUUCUUCUGCAGCUGAGAAACUCUCCAUUAUCACAGAAACCACCAAAAGACCUCGCAAGUUUUCCAAAUGACAUUGUUAAGGGGACUAAUGCGUCAUCCUCAGAGGAGACCCCCACAGGGUCGCAACUUUCUCCUUCACCUCCUAGUCAGCAGUGACCCUGCUGCAUGGCGCAAUAAAAACCAAACUCUGCGUUUAAAGGAUCUAUCAGUUUUGCUCUUCGUGUUAUUGACUUUGGUGUUAAGGAAAAGCUUUGAGGUUGAAAGGGGUGAAAUCUCUCCCAGAAGAGCAAUAUUGGAUUGUGUGUUUGAGGAAAAGUCCAACCACUUGUCUUGUAUUGCUUUACCCUUUCUUUUCCUGUUAGCACUCGUACAGAUUGUAAAUAUUUACUCCUGUCAAUAAAAGACUAUUCUUUUGUUGUUUUACUUUUCUGUCAAGGUAACACACUUUUCAAACUGUUCUGCACCAUUUCCAUUGUUAGGUGUUAUGCUGUUACUAAGAUAAUUUAAUAAGAUCGAACUUCUAAUUUCAUUUUGUUGUUUAUGUUCUGUCGGUCAUAGCUACAUAUCUAUAUUGCAUAAAAAUAUUGUAUGCAAAUUGAUAAGGAAGACAAUAAUUCGAAGCUUUUGUAAAGUAUAACCCAAGCUCCUAUGUAACAUAUAAAGCAUGAGUGACAUUUAAACAUUUCUUAGAACUACAAACAUUUCACUCUUAAGAGGGAUACAAAAUUUCUUUUCCCCUUCUUUUGCCAUUUUUUAGAAUUGGUUUUUCAAACAUAAACAAAAACAUCCAAUGUUGAGGUGAAAUGGAUGUCGUCUAAUCUAUGAGGGAUAUUUUGGAAAAAAUAGACAAAUACUGUUGUCAUAUGUGCAGUAAGAGUGUGGACAGUAAGAGCAGAAAGUGCUUUUUCUGGCAAUCAUAUAUGGAGCUGCAAAGUUUGUGUAGUUUUAUGGAAUUUUCUGUAAGCUCAAGUGGUAACAGCUAAGCUCAUUUUUAUUUGUCAAAUUGUGAAUAAAAUAGCAUAAUGAAUCAUUAAAAUUGU